CCGAAAUUGGUUAUCCUUGUAGGAUUACCUGGAAGUGGUAAGAGUCAUCUAGUCACAACUUUGAUGCAAGGGUUUCCAGAGCAUUUUGAGCGUAUUUCACAGGAUGAGUUAGGGUCACGCGCAGUCUGUGAGAGGCUACUGGCGCAGAAUAUGAGACGUCAGCAGCAAUCGCUUGCGGUCCGUGGGCCUGGCAAGGCUUUACCGAUGACCGUCUUUAUCGAUCGAUGCAACCCAACCAUGGCAGAACGGAAGGAAUGGUAUGAGCUCGCGUUCCAGCCCGAUGAGACGGCCAUGGUCUGGUUCUCGAGGAAUAUUGAGCAGUGUAUUAAACGUGUGGACUCGAGAGAAAACCAUCCAACCGUGGAAGCUGGAAAAGGGGACAAGGUCGUUCGUAGUUUUGCAAAAGGAUUUGAGUUUCCGAAU
Lobosporangium transversale is the source of this 423-nucleotide messenger RNA. RefSeq names its product AAA domain-domain-containing protein. The annotation marks the transcript as partial. The record is from RefSeq and is a predicted model, not a curated record. NCBI's taxonomy places the organism in Eukaryota, Fungi, Mortierellomycota, Mortierellomycetes, Mortierellales, Mortierellaceae. The transcript has a single exon.